Molecule: messenger RNA, 3504 nt
Organism: Brienomyrus brachyistius
Lineage: Eukaryota; Metazoa; Chordata; Actinopteri; Osteoglossiformes; Mormyridae
Product: trafficking kinesin-binding protein 1-like
Exons: 16
Coding region: 378-2801 (807 amino acids)
Biological process (GO): anterograde axonal transport of mitochondrion; endosome to lysosome transport; neurogenesis
Cellular component (GO): dendrite
Molecular function (GO): GABA receptor binding
Source: RefSeq, a predicted model, not a curated record
CGGCUGCCAAGCUGGACAUCACGGAUCCGCCCCCCUCCUCGGAGCCCUGCCCCCUUGAGCUCGCUCCCACCGACGAGGAGCAGUAUGUGAGCGAGCCCACGGCGUCCGGGGCCCUGCCUGAGCGUGUCGUCUACAGAGAUGCCGGGACCAUCACCGACGUGUGUAACAGCACUGACCUUCCGGAGGUGGAGAUCAUCAGCCUCCUGGAGGAGCAGCUGCCUCACUACCGCCUGCGGGCCGACACCAUCUACGGCUACGAGCACGAUGACUGGCUGCACACGCCGCUCAUCUCGGCCGACGUCAGCAUCGACCUCACCGCCGAGCAGAUAGAGGAGACACUCAAGUACUUCCUGCUAUGUGCUGACAGAGUGGGCCAGAUGACCAAGACCUACAGUGACAUCGAUGCAGUCACACGUCUGCUGGAGGAGAGGGAGCGGGAUUUGGAGCUGGCCGCACGCAUCGGCCAGUCGCUGCUGAAGAAGAACAGGAAUCUCAUCCAGCAGAAUGAGUACCUGGAGGAGCAAGUGGGGCGAAUCCAGGAUGAGGUCUUUCAACUGCACCACGAACUGAGCAUGAAGGACGAGCUGCUCCGCUUCUACACCAGCGUCGCUGAUGACAGCGAGGGCGACUCAUCCAGCUCCACACCGUCGCGGCGGAACCGGUCCACAUCCUCUAUGCCCAGCUACUUCCCAGUGGACUCGCUGCAGAAGAAGAUGAAAGAUCUGGAGCUGGAGAACAUCAUUCUGAGAUCAGAGGCCUCCCAUCUGAAGACAGAGACGUAUUCGUAUGAAGAGAAGGAGCACCAGCUGGUGAACGACUGCGUGAGAGAGCUCAGAGAGUCCAGCCUUCAGAUCUCGUCCAUCGCGGAGGAGCUGGCCAGGAAAACGGAGGACGCCUCUCGUCAGCAGGAGGAGAUCACACACCUGCUAUCCCAGAUCGUGGACCUGCAGAAGAAAGCCAAAUCUUAUGCCAUCGAAAAUGAGGAGCUCACUCAGCACCUGAGGGCCGCCAAAGAUGCCCAGCACCAGCUAACGGGAGAGCUGCAGGAACUGGAGGAUAAGUACGCCGAGUGCAUUGAGAUGCUGCACGAGGCUCAGGAGGAGCUUAAGAACCUGAGGAACAAGGCGCUGCCCUACAGCACCCCCCGCCGGAUCCACCCCCUCGGCAUCUUCCCCAUGGACUCCUUGGCUGCAGAGAUUGAAGGUUCCAUGCGCAAGGAGAUGCAGGAAGACGGUGCAGAGACACCAGAGCUAAAUGAUCAACACAAGCGUGUGUUCGAGACGGUGAAGCACAUCAACCAGGCCCCUCGAACCCCAGUCGCUAACAUCCCUGGGUCAAACCGCUCGUCCUCCCCGCUGAAGUCAUCCCCAUCUCGGCCCAGACCACACGGUGGCAGUGUUGGCAGCACCAUUGCCCUGGGGGUGUCAGACGACAGCGCGGACGACUCAAACAAGCACCCGGAGACCCGCAUGGCCGGCGACUCCCAGGACCUAGAGCUGGCGCUCCGAAGGCUCUCCCUGCGGCGGGAGAACUACCUGAGCGAGCGGCGCUUCUCCAAGGAGGAGCGGGAGCGGAGGCUACGUGGGUCGUCGGAGGGCAGCUCGCGGGGGGGGCACCUGACCCCCUGCGACAGCAUUAUGUCCCUGGGCACCUCGCUCUCGGGGCUGUCCGGCUACACCUACUGCAGUCGCUCCUACCUGCCCGACAAGCUGCAGAUCGUCAAGCCCCUAGAAGGCUCUGCCACCCUUCACCACUGGCAGCAGCUGGCCCAGCCCAACCUGGGGGGCAUCCUGGACUCCCGGCCCGGCGUCGUCCCCAAGGGCUUCCGUCCACUGGACCUGGAACUGGAGCAGGUCUACCAGUUCAGUGACUACGAGGAGGACGAGCCGGGCGAGGUGUUCUUCCAGAACCUUCCAGGACCCACCCCCAUCCCGGGUGGAAGUCACGCAUCAUCUUGCUCCAGCCCUGGCAGCCAUCACACCGGUGUGCUGGAGGUCCCAGUGACAUAUUACCCCGGUAAAUGCAUGUCUCACACCAACUCUACCUACACCUUCACCACCUGUCGCAUCCUACACCCCUCGGACGAGCUGACCCAAGUCACUCCCAGCCUGAACACCGCCUCGGGCUCCUGCAUCAUGACCAGCACCUUUAAGGCCACCCCCGCCGCCACGCCUUGCACCCCACGGCGCCUCAGCAUGGCUGAGUCCUUCACCAACCUGCGUGACUCCACCAAGACCACCAGCACCUCCCUGGGAUUGGUGCGCCUCCUGCAGGAGAGGGGUAUCUCCGCUGCUGUCUACCACCCCCCGAGCUGGGCUCGUGCUGGUCACGGGGCCCUAUCCAGUGCUACGGCCACCCUUCCAGCCCCUGACCCCCCCACACACACACACCCCAGUUCCCCCACGAACCAAUCACCAGCGGUCGACACAGACACCCCGUUUGAAUUCCAGAGCUCUGGAAUGUCUUAUGAGAACUUCCUGGCAUCACGGCCUGCCCACUUCAUCCUGCGGGAGGUGACAGCGGAGGGGAGGAAGCAGGCCGACCGCGAGAGCCAGACUGACGUCAGCAUCUACAACCUUAACCUAGUCGACAAGCUGAAGCGCUUCAGUGUGACUGGCCCCCGGGCCCCGCUGAGGACCCUGACCCGGCCGGGCCCACCCUUCGCCCUGAGUCCAGACCUGCGUCGGAACCGCAGCUACCCUGCUGUGGUGGGGGCCAGCAUGGCCAUGAAGGGACCAGGGCCCCCCAGCCCCGAGGAUGUCCUGGGGGCCAAGCUCCCCAGGCAGAGCAGCCUGCAGUGAGCAACGGACACUCCCACCCCUGGGUGCUGGUACUUUCUGCACCUGAACCAGUACAUCCUCAGCUCCCAUGUCUCCAUUCUGGCCUUUUGAACCAACUCCAUGUCCCCCAGCACUGUAGGACCUCAGGACAGUUCCCAGAGCUCACCGUUACAGCCCCCGAGGGUGGGAAGGUAACUUGGGUAGAUGUUACUCAGAGCCUGAGGAUCAGAGGAAAUCCCUCCCAUUUCAUCCAGGCUCCUUAUGUACGUCCGUGUGCCAUCGGCAGUGAAGUUUCGAUCGUUACAGAUAUGUAUAGUUUGAGGAAUGGCAAUCUUGUUUUAACCCUGUUCAUAAUCAGAAAGCCGAAAUAAUAAUAAAAACAAUAAAAAAACUUGAAAUUUCCAGGCGGAUCGUUGAAGACGCGCUUGGCUACUUUAAAUCAAGCUUUACAAUCGCCAUUCUGGGUUAGAGCCCGUAAUGCUACGCCUUGCCUUUGUAUAAAUACAUCGAAAUAUAUAUUCGACAAGCAAACGUGAAACGUUUAUGCAGCUGUUUUAAUAAACAAAUAUGGUGCUGUUAAGGGAUAAGGAAGAACGCGUCUUGAAGUGGACGUAACUGAUGUAACCAUAAUGUUCUUUCAGUUUUGCCUUCUCGUGUAUUUUAAAUGGGUAAACACGGCAAAAAAAUAACUAAGUUAUGAAUAAAAUAUGACAUAUCAGAAGUA